Messenger RNA from Stylonychia lemnae, 2685 nucleotides. The record is from the annotation of a GenBank genome assembly. Lineage: Eukaryota; Ciliophora; Spirotrichea; Sporadotrichida; Oxytrichidae.
AUGGGAGGAUCAUUUUCAACAACAGAUUACAGAGACCAGAUCGUCAAAUUCUAAAAGAAUUACCUGGGAAUGGAUGAUACCAACGAUCUCUAGAAUUUCUUGUUGCAGUCAGAAGACUUUUACAAUAUGUUCACAACCUGCUAGUUGGAAGACUUCAGAAAGGCAAUAAAAACAAUGCACGAUUUAGCUACCUAGCAAAAAAUAAUAAGUGAUGAUAAUUAGAGAAAGCAGUUAAAGGGUGCAAUUCAUGUAUUGAUAAGAACUUUCCCUCUGCUAUUUGAGGAUAAGGAGAUCAUGAUGAGAUGCAUGUGGAGAGAAUAAGCAUUAUUCGGAAAUUAGGUUAAUGCUCUCAAAAUGAUGGACUCAAUUUCAAUACUUUUAUUCAAACCAGGUUUUACAGUCUAGGAAGUUCCAGAUGGACUUGAAUUACAAUACUCAGGCAUUGAUGAAUAGCUUGUAUGGAAAUCAGGAAUAAGCAUUCCUGAGGCCCCAAAUCACUACUAUAACUCAUAUAACCCAAUCAGAAUUGAUCUUAUGCGACUUAUGAUUAUUAUUCUAUCUCAGCCUUUGUAUUAUGGGCCAGAUGAAUAUCUAUUGGUCUUGAAUCCAUUUAGCACAUAUUUUACCAAUAGAAGAGCAAAGAAUACUAAGAAUUUAUUCGUUUCAUUGGUAAACACAGUUCUAUCCUACGAUUGCCAAGGCUAUGGUAUUCCAUAUUUCAGUGCUAUUGAUCAAGGUGGCGAUUAAGAGUAAAUGACAUCGAUUGCUUUGCAUCUAUUGCUGAUAUUGAUUGAGUAUAAGCCACCUUCUCUAGAUAAUUUAAAGUAUUUGAUCAAUGGGGGACACACAUCUCUCACGAGAAUUAAAGAUUUCUUUUAUCAUGGAUCAAAGUAUAAUUAAUGCUUAUUAAUCUAUAUUAGUGAACCUAACGAUGUUUAAGUAAUUGAAGACUUGACUAUAAAUGAACAUUACAGAUUAAUGAGAGUCAUUCAUGGUAGAAUUAAUUUAGAUCCCCUUUACACUGGACUUAGUUAGUUUUUCCAAAACAUUGUUGAUUCUCAACUGACCUACUUGCCAAACUCAGUAAACAUGAUACCCUUUAAUCAAGAACAUGUAUUUGAAGAUUUCACAAUGAGAGAAGAUUUCCAUUAAAAGAUACUGCUCGGAGUUCUCAUUUUACUUGAUUAAAGCAAAAAGAACCCUACCAAGUCAAAUCUUAUGUACUUGACUAUCUUCAUGCUUUUGACUAUCUCAUCAAGCAGAGAGCUUUCAAUGAAUUUGAAUCACCCUUAUAAUCUUGGAAUUAAGCUUGAUGUCCCUGAGUUCCAAGGCACAUAUGCUGAUCUCGUUUUCCUUUCCGUUUAUAAGCUGAUUCAUAAUGGUCCUAGACUUUUAAAGCCAAUUUACAAAUCAAUAAUAGCUAUUCUCUCUAAUGUUGCUCCAUAUACUAAGAAAUUAUGCAGAGAGGCUGCUGAUGGCCUGAUGUAUCUCGUUUAGGUGUUCUCAAAGAAAGAAUUUUUGCUUGAGAAGGAAGAUAACUGCAAGAGUUUGACUUCAUUAUUCGAAGCAAUAAACUAUCUUGUAGCUUACCAUGAUGAAACUAACUAGUACCUAUAAAUUCAGUUGAUGAAAUAUCAGACAAUGUUUGACUACUUUGAUGCUACAGAUUUCGAGCUGAAACUCACUUAGACUUCUCAUUAGAUCCAGCCAUAAUAAAGAUAAAAUUAAUCUCCCUAAAAAGAGUUAGUAGCAGUGACUAACACUCAUUAAGAGGAGACUAAGGAUGGUUUAUUAUAGAAUGUUUAAGAAGAGUCUAAGGUUGAAGAAGAGAUUCAAUAGAAACAAGCAGAUCCUAUCCAUCAUGAAUCACCUUAUUAAAACAAUGAGAAUAAAAAUGACAAUGAAGUAAUAAUAGAUAAAAAGAAUCAUCAAAACGAGGAGGAAAAAGUAUCAAUCAGUGAAGUUAUUGUCGAGGAGCAAUAACAGCAUAGAUCUCCAGUUUAAACAUCACAUCAUUAACAGUAGUAGGAUGAUGAUGAGGAUGAUGAUGGCUGGAAAAAAUAAGAGGAAUCCCCAAAGAAUUCAUAAUCAACUGUAGACACUCAAUAGCAGUAACCUGAACAGACAAAUGAUAUCUAAUAAGAAAGUGGAUUUAAAGCUCUAUAAAAUAUUAGCGAUACUAAGAUUGAAAGAUAAAACUAAGAUGUUCAGAGCAGACAAGGAUUGGCGGCAAAUGAGGAACAAAAAGGUGAUAAUUUAGCUGCAGAAGCACUACUCAAUUAAAGAAUGGUUGAUGCACAGUGGCCAUCACCUGAGUGGUUCAAGAAAUGGAAAGAAACUCUUAUCCUUGCCAACAUCAAAGCAUGCAUCUCUCACACUUAUAAUAAAGCUAUGUCCUUCAGGAACUAACUGAUCGAAGAGGAUGGAAGCUACGCUUCAAACUAAAUUGUCAAUAUUGACGAAGAUUAGCUAGCAACCUAUUUGCAGAGAUUUUCGCUGAAAGGACUGCUUCCCACCAUGCCUAAAAUUUUGGUGACGACUUACAGAGGCAAUGACUCAAUCGACACUUGGUUGAUAGCAUAUCUAUGGGGACUAAUAUUCGUUCAAGCUCAAGAGUUCUCCUUAUUCGACCACAGAAAGUUCAGACUAUUUUCAAUAAAUACCUACCAGGGAAACAACUCGUGA